ACGGCAGCUGCUGCUUCUCCAGUCGUCAGUGGUUACAACUGGCACAAUACACACUCAGUGCUGGAGUAACUCAGCGGGUCAGGCAGCAGUUCCGGAGAACACGGAUAGUGAGAGGCGCCGCUUGUCCGGACCGGAGCCGACCUGACGCCAACGCUGCGCCUUACUGAAGGUCAUUCCUCAGAGCCCCCGGAAGAUUGUCCUUCUUUCCCCCAUUACACGCAGGUGGAUUACUGCCCGAGAGCAAAACAUGUCGGGGAAGGAGAGGAUUGAAGUCUUUCCGUCGCGAAUGGCACAAACUAUAAUGAAGGCCCGGUUGAAAGGUGCUCAGACUGGUCGCAAUUUACUGAAGAAAAAGUCUGAUGCUCUUACACUACGCUUUAGACAAAUCCUGAAAAAGAUCAUAGAGACCAAGACAUUGAUGGGUGAAGUAAUGAGAGAAGCAGCUUUUUCUUUAGCUGAAGCUAAAUUCACUGCUGGAGAUUUCAGUACUACUGUGAUCCAGAAUGUGAACAAAGCUCAGGUCAAGGUCAGAGCUAAAAGAGACAAUGUAGCAGGUGUUAUACUGCCAGUGUUUGAACAUUAUCACGAAGGAGGAGAUAGUUAUGAGUUGACCGGCCUGGCCAGAGGUGGAGAACAGCUGGCUAAAUUGAAGAGGAAUUAUGCCAAAGCAGUGGAACUUCUGGUUGAACUGGCAUCAUUGCAGACUUCAUUUGUGACAUUGGAUGAAGCUAUUAAAAUUACAAAUAGGCGUGUAAACGCAAUUGAACAUGUUAUAAUUCCUCGGAUUGAACGCACCUUGUCUUAUAUCAUUACCGAGUUGGAUGAAAGAGAAAGGGAGGAGUUCUAUCGGUUAAAAAAGAUCCAGGAAAAGAAAAAGCAGUUGAAGGAAAAGAGAGAAAAAGAAAAGGAAGGUCGGAGAUUAAAACAUGAUAAUGCACCAGCCAACCUACUUGAAGAUGAAAAGGACGAGGACCUGCUCUUUGACUAAUCUAAGCAAGGAGCUCCCAUUACCUACCAUUCACUGAAGCAGCGAGCUUAAAAUUGUGAUGUAUUUGUAUGUUAUAUUUAAUAUUGAUUUGCAAACCCAAUUACACUUGUCAGGUGGAUACUGUUUUGUAAGUUCACAAUUUGUUACAUGUAAACAAAACAUUGAUUCUUGCACAUUUCUGUACUGUAUGGGAGAUGUAAUUAUUCACUAUUACUCUUUACAGUGAGCUCAUGAAAUAUUUCCUGCAAACCAAGUUGAUUAAAUGAUUUUAAAAAGCAAUGUUAAA
This is a messenger RNA of Amblyraja radiata (thorny skate), 1274 nucleotides long. It is a transcript of the gene atp6v1d, whose product is annotated as ATPase H+ transporting V1 subunit D. The transcript is spliced from 10 exons. The record is from RefSeq and is a predicted model, not a curated record. Gene Ontology annotation, molecular function: proton-transporting ATPase activity, rotational mechanism. The coding region runs from base 248 to 988 and encodes 246 amino acids. Lineage: Eukaryota; Metazoa; Chordata; Chondrichthyes; Rajiformes; Rajidae.